AUGACUUCGUCUUCAACUAUUCGAAAAUCAACAACAUUAAAAGAUCAAGUUGAACAUAAUAAUGAUUAUAAUAAAAAGGUCUUAGAAGACAAUCAUAUAUAUAUUCCCCAUCGAUAUUAUCAGCCUUUGGCAAAAUCUGGUUUAAUGGAACAAUUCAUUCAUAUCAUCCUUAAUGUUAAUGAAAAAUUAUUUAAUUCAAAACAAGAAAUUAAUUUACCAGUAUCAAUAUUAUCAACACCACCAACACCAACAUAUACUGAACGUAUCCUUGUGAAUGAAGAUUUCUAA
This is a messenger RNA of Rotaria socialis, 288 nucleotides long. The record is from the annotation of a GenBank genome assembly. NCBI's taxonomy places the organism in Eukaryota, Metazoa, Rotifera, Eurotatoria, Philodinida, Philodinidae.